This is a messenger RNA of Clupea harengus (Atlantic herring), 812 nucleotides long. RefSeq names its product H-2 class II histocompatibility antigen, I-E beta chain-like. Gene Ontology annotation, biological process: antigen processing and presentation; immune response. Lineage: Eukaryota; Metazoa; Chordata; Actinopteri; Clupeiformes; Clupeidae. The transcript has 5 exons. The record is from RefSeq and is a predicted model, not a curated record. Bases 47 to 811 code for a protein of 254 amino acids. Gene Ontology annotation, cellular component: membrane; MHC class II protein complex.
UCUCAAUACUCUGUGUCUUCCUCUAGUUCUCUCAGACGGCAGCAGAAUGUCCUCAUCACAACAUUUGAUUUCUGGGGUGAUCAUUCUCUCCACUCUUUUGGGAGUGGAUGCAUUUAAUGGAUAUUACGAGUAUAAUGUGGUUCAGUGCCGCUUCAGCUCCGGGGACCUGAGUGAUAUGGAGUACAUUAGGUCUUACUGGUUUAACAAGGCUGAAUACAUACGGUUCAACAGCACUGUGGGGAAGCAUGUGGGAUACACUGCGUAUGGAGUGUAUAAUGCAGAGCUAAAGAACAACAAUUCAGCACUUCUGGCACAGGAACGGGGUGAGAAGGACAGAUACUGCAAAGGCAAUGCCCCGACUUUCAUCAAUGCCAUACUGACAAAGAAAGUUGAGCCAGAGGUGAGACUGACUAUGGGGAAGGCCUCCACUGGUGGUCAUCCUGCCAUGCUGGUGUGCAGCGCGUACGACUUCUACCCAAAGAUGAUCCGUGUGACCUGGCACAGAGAUGGCCGGGAGGUGACCGGUGAUGUGGUAUCUAGUGAGGAGCUGGCGGAUGGAGACUGGUACUACCAGACCCACUCCCACCUGGAGUUCACCCCCAAAGCUGGAGAGAAGAUCUCCUGUGUGGUGGAGCACGCCAGCCUCAGGGAGCCUCUGGAGAUCACCUGGGACCCCUCCAUGCCUGAACCUGAGAGGAAUAAGAUUGCCAUUGGAGCUGCAGCACUGGUGCUGGGGUUAAUCGUCACUGCUGCUGGGUUCAUCUACUACAAGACAAAGUCCAGAGGGCGGAUCUUGGUACCCAGUGGUUAGA